AUGUUCAAGAUAAUGCAGAACGAGACGCCUGUCACAAACACCCACCUCAUGAUUGCCUACAGGAAAGCAGGAGAGGGGGAGAAAACUCGUGAAGUUACUGGCGUCAUCACGCUGGAAGAUGUCCUUGAGGAACUCAUAAACGCUGAAAUCAUCGACGAGUCCGAUCAAUUUCUGAACAAUGACCAGAGCUCAAGGAUAGAAAGGGGGCGAGCCAACCGACCAGAUGCAAAAGAGUUCAUGAAGCUCUUUGACCACAGAAUGCGGGAACAUUCUAAAAUGUCCGAUGCUGAAAUUCAGGCGGCCGUUGCGUAUCUGCAAUCAGUUCCGGAGUUCCAGAUUACCAACGCGGGCGGACUCCAGAACCUGAUCCAAAAGGCAGAGAUUAUAGAAGUCGAUGGUGCCGAUGAAGACACGAGCUUCGGCGCACAGCAUCCUGGUGCUGGAAAUAGGGCAAGGGGGCAUUGCGAGCUGUACAGGAGCGGCCAGGUGUCCAAGUACUUCUCACUGGUGCUUCAGGGGCGAGUGCUGGUGAAAGCAGGAACGGAAGAAUUCCCAUCGGAGCUGGGACCGUGGGCAUACCUUGGCCUCAAGGCGCUGGUGGAAAAGGACUACUGCCCUGACUUUACUGCCAGUGCCUCGGGACCGUGCAGAAUUUUGAGGCUGUCAAGAGAGCAUUAUUUGAAGGCACAGAAGCUUGGAGAGGACUAA
This is a messenger RNA of Ostreobium quekettii, 708 nucleotides long. The record is from the annotation of a GenBank genome assembly. Lineage: Eukaryota; Viridiplantae; Chlorophyta; Ulvophyceae; Bryopsidales; Ostreobiaceae.